GUCUAUCCGAGAUGAAGGACAAUAUGAGGUAAACCUCACCCAUUGUCGUUCUGAUGUUUAAUUGUAUGGUCCAAAUGAUGAUUUCACGUAAAAGUCGGCAGACCGUUGCUUUUUUGCUGUCUUUAUCACAUGCCACAAUGGCAAUGAGCCCAAGUCACAAUCACAAAGAAAGAUCAUGAACUGAAACAACCCAAAAUAUUUUAUCACUGGACAAAAGACAAAUGACGAGGCAGUACUGGUGAAAAUAGCAUUUAAGGAGAAACCUGGCAAAAAGUAACCCAUAUGCUCAAAGCAUUAUGGGUCACUCGGUUAUUGAGGACAGUCCAAGUGAGCAACAAAUGAAAGAAAACGGUAAAAAAUGGAGAAUCACAUGCAGCUGGUUACCCAAAAGAUAUUUGUUGGCAAUCCUAAGCUUUUUGGGAUUUCUAAAUCUCUAUUUAUUGCGAGUCAAUCUCAGUGUUGCCUUAGUUGCCAUGGUUUCAAAUAAAACGAUAACCACCUCUUUUGGUUAUGUUGUUUUUACAGAGCCAGCAGAAUUUUCUUGGAGCACGAAAGAACAAGGUAUCAUCCUGAGCUCUUUCUUUUAUGGUUACAUCUUCACCCAAAUACCUUGUGGGUAUCUUGCAGCCCGUUUUGGUGGGAAAAACCUUUUUGGUGGAGGUAUUCUAAUGACAGGACUGUUUACAUUACUAACACCAUUAGCAGCAAGAAUGAGUAUUAAGUUUCUCAUAGCUGUUAGAGUGUUGCAAGGAUUAUCUCAGGGCGUCACUUUUCCAUGCAUGCAUGCGAUCUGGAGCAAAUGGGCUCCACCAAUUGAAAGAAGCAGGCUCUCAACGAUAUCUUUUUCAGGACUAUUUGCUGGAACGGUUCUUGGAAUGACAUUUUCAGGAACGAUAGCUUAUAAUCAAGGCUGGCCCGCUGUUUUCUACUUCUCUGGUCUUGUUGCAAUUAUUUGGAGUGUUUUUUGGUUUUGGAUGGUUACUGAUUCUCCUUUCCAUCAUCCUACGAUUACAGAUAUAGAACUUGAUUAUCUCAAACAGGAAUUAUCAGACGAUAAGACCGAAUUAAAAUUAACAACGGUUCCAUGGAAAGAUUUGCUCUCAUCUGGUCCUGUGUGGGCAAUUAUAAUCGCGAAUUUUACAACGAACUGGGGCAAUUACAUACUACUUACGUCACUUCCGACUUAUCUCAAGCUGGUGCUAAAGUUUGAUCUACAAAAGGCGGGGUUUCUUGCCGCACUUCCAUACAUGAUAUUGACCCUAAUGAUUCAGAUGGGGGGACAGCUUGCAGAUUAUCUACGGUCUUCGGGAAGAAUGUCAACCACUACUGUUAGAAAGCUUUUUACUGCAAUAGGGUUCAUGAGCCAAGGCGUUUUUCUGAUAGUCGUUGGGUACAGUACAAACAAAUACAUGGCCAUUUUUGCUUUAGUCAUGUCGGUCGGAUUAGGUAGCCUUGCAUGGUGUGGUUUCAUUGUCAAUCAUCUCGAUAUAGCACCGCGCUAUGCAAGCCUCAUUUUUGGAAUCAGCAACACUUUCGCUACAAUUGGAGGAAUUGUCAGUCCUCUUGUUGUUGGAUUCGUCACUACACACGAGACUAGAGAAGAAUGGCUAAUAAUAUUCAUCAUGGCAGCGGCAGUUUACGGGUUUGGAACUCUGGUUUUCUUGAUUUUUGCCUCCGGUAAGAAGCAGCUGUGGGCAGAUCCAUCUGGGUACCAAAGUAUUUCUGAAGACAACGAUGAUAAAGACAUGUUGCUGAAAGAGGGAAUCAAGGAUGAGAAAGGCACCCCAUCGGCUACCAAUGAAACUUUUUAGAUGAAGGAAGCAGAAACUCUUUUGCCAGGUGCUGUUGGCAGUUAUGGUUCAGUUUCGUUGGACACAUCUAAAGACUUAUAAACUUGUACUUUCGAGACAGCUUUAUCUCAAUUUGCUUGUUCCCAUUUCCAAUAAGGUGCAGCUCUUUUGAACUCUCAUUCUAACUAGUGUACAAGUUGUCUUCCUGCUUGUGACAAGGAUGCUCUGGUAAACUUGUCAAGUGGCAUGUUAGCGAGUUCAGAAACAUCGAAAGACCUUCUUGGCGCAGAAGAGUAUGCUGAGCGUUGCCUUCUCUAUCUAGAAAUGAAAGCUCUGAAAAUUACAGUGGUGAUUGCUUAUAUGCCUGGAUUCAGGGGGUUUCUGUGGUAAGGAGAUUUCUCAGAACCCAAAAAGUUACUACUGGCUCCCACUCUCAUAUCGUGGUACAUAUGGCUAGAUGAAAGAUGAUGGUAUCGUCUGAAUGGUUGUCCACGCUCGGGUCCUUAGAGUUCUCGGGACUGCAGAGCCCUGACAAAUGGUGAACAUGCAGUCAAUGACGGCGAAGAGGGCCAGUUAAGCAAAAGAAACUAAAGUGCCUCGCCCAAAUCCCGCCUUGUUUCAAUUAUAUUUCUUGGUUGUCUUUUAGGGAGCUCCCACCUUUGGACUCUUUCUCCCAUGGCAAUGAUGGCUUACCCCAAAUGCGCGAAAGUCACAAAUAAACAAUUCUAAAAAGGGGGCUUCUUAACAACCUUGUGUUUAUAAGAUUGUCAGACGAUAGUUUGCCAUUCAGUCGAUAUUAUUUCAUAAGGUAGUUGUGAAUAGGACGAGAGGGCAUUAAAUUGACGAGUGAAGAUCGUUGCCUGACCCUUUGAGACUGUGAAAACCUAAUUUAAUGAAAUUCCAAUUGUUUAAGUUUUUGCAAGCAAACUGUACGAUCCAACGUAUCGUCAUCAAUGAAGCUUUGUCCAAAAGUUUUAUUUGAUUGAUGAAUAAUAACAUUGCCAACCAUCGCCGAAAACCUUCUCUCCAGAGAAUACCCCAAGCACUUGCUACGGCUGGGUGAUGUUGAGUUACAAAAGCAUGGCAAAUGAAUUUCUUGCAUGUGUCUAUAUUCUUUCCAACCUAAGUUGAUACCUAAGUUGAUUACUGAACGGUUCUUGACAAUUUCUUGUCAAUGCUUGAUAAGGAACUUGGACUUACAGUGGGAGAGAGCAAUUCAAUGUUCUUCAAUUUUCGUGCUGCCUUAAAAAGACCGACAAGGUGAGUGAAAUUGCUGAACUUUAAUAAAACAACAACAAACGUUUUGAUUAUCGUCUUGCCUACUUGGAGAACCUAGCGACUUGCACAUGCGACCUAAUGCAGUGGCAUAAGAAGUAGCAUGCGUUAAUCUAAUUGGAAACGCAGUCAAAGAAAACCUGGGUGAUGCACGCAAAUCCUUAAAUCACUGUUUUUGUAGGCCAUCGUCUCCACCUAGCUUGCCCUUGGAAUUCGUGCGACAUUUAAAGAUAUCCUGUUUUGGUUGUUUUAACAUGAGUAAAUGUGUUCAAUUUUGAAAUUAUCUUCGUUCUUUGAAUUAUAACGAGCCACUGCGACAAUAAAAGCUGGUGAUUUUUAUGAACCAAACCAUAUGAGUUAACUUCAGUUAACGUAGUUAAUACAUGUUCAUAGCCAGAGCAACCUCUUUUGGGCUUCUAGUCUAGCCAAGGGUAUACCUUUUUGUAAUUUGGGUCCAUUUGUGCUGUGACAAAUUCUCGCACAUGGCUAAAACGUUUUGAAAAACAAGGGAUUGCACGAGGGUGCCUCAUUAUAACCUUCAAAAGAGAUGAUUGCCCUGCAUAGAAGAAUGGAUGGAAAAGCAACUGAGGCUGAUGAAAGAAAACUUUGGAUGAAAUUUUCAAACGAAUUGUAGACUUGAUCUUUGUGACUUAAACAAAUCUUCUUGCCUUUUUUUUUAUAUAAUAGCAUCAUUAAUCGCCAUUAAUGAAAACUACAAUCCUGGCCAAAAGAAAUGGUCGCCUCACGGUAAAAACUAGGAAAUCGGCCUUUUAGAGUAACAUUGUUUUUGCUACUGAAAAGGAGCCAUCAGUAUUUGGGAAAGUACACCUGACGAGAGAGAAAAUGAAAUGAUGGCCGUAAGGUGGAAAAUAUUUCAGUUUUCCCAUUAGAUACAAGCGGAUGAACGGAAAAACAUUCCAAAUUGUCCUCGCUGCUCUGAUAAUGAGCGGCAGCAAUAUCUAAUUUUAUAUUAUUUUAUUUGAAUAUUUUCAGAUUAUAAGGAGUUACCAAUGAGUUACCAACGAGUUACCAUAAUGAGUUACCAUGUCAAAUGGUGCUUGUCAUUUGGGAAUACGAAGAGUUAUCAUUUUCAGUAAAUAUAGAUAUCGGAUUCAUAUAUCGUACCGGAUUCAAGCGUCAUCGUGUGAACGAAGGCCUAUCCGAUAUGAAGAGCGAUCCGAUAUGAAAAGCGAUCCGA
Messenger RNA from Rhopilema esculentum, 4263 nucleotides. The record is from RefSeq and is a predicted model, not a curated record. NCBI's taxonomy places the organism in Eukaryota, Metazoa, Cnidaria, Scyphozoa, Rhizostomeae, Rhizostomatidae.